GCCCCUCCCCCAGCCGCUUGGGCUCCUCGCGAGCGGCCCGCGCCGCUGGCCUGGGCUGUGUCGCUGCUCGCGACCCCUCGCACCGUGCCCGGGCCGGGGAACGCCGCUCCCGCCGCCGCGCUCCCCCGCCCGCCCCCGGCGCGCCGCCCCCGGCUCGCCGCUCCCGCCUUGUCCGCCACUGACGCAGUCCGUGCCGCACCAGCUCCAACAUGGCGGCAGCGCGGCGCUGAGCAGCGCGGGGCUUCAAGGGCCGCCAGCGGUAAUUAGAUUUCUGAAGCCAUGGGAGUAAAGGUCCAGAGACCGCGUUGCUUUUUUGACAUAGCCAUCAACAAUGUACCCGCUGGAAGAGUGGUCUUUGAAUUGUUUUCAGAUGUGUGUCCAAAGACAUGUGAGAAUUUUCGCUGCCUUUGCACAGGUGAAAAGGGUACAGGAAAGUCCACCCAAAAGCCAUUGCAUUACAAAAGUUGUCUGUUUCACAGGGUAGUGAAAGAUUUUAUGAUCCAAGGAGGCGACUUCAGUGAAGGAAAUGGCAGAGGAGGAGAAUCCAUUUAUGGUGGCUUUUUUGAAGAUGAAAGUUUUGCUGUAAAGCACAACAAAGAAUUUCUCCUUUCAAUGGCCAACCGAGGGAAAGAUACAAAUGGUUCACAGUUCUUUAUAACAACUAAACCUACACCUCACUUAGAUGGGCAUCAUGUUGUUUUUGGACAAGUCAUCUCAGGUCAGGAAGUUGUGAGAGAAAUAGAAAACCAGAAAACAGAUGCAUCUAGUAAACCAUAUGCUGAAGUACGCAUACUGAGUUGUGGAGAGUUAAUUCCAAAAUCCAAAGCUAAGAAAGAAGAAAAGAAGAGACACAAGUCAUCUUCCUCAUCCAGUGACUCAGAAAGUUCAAGCGAUUCAGAAUCAUCUUCUGAUUCGUCGUCAGAUUCUGAGAGUGCUUCAGAAGAGAAAUCUAAAAAACGAAAAAAGAAACACAAAAGAAAUUCCAAGAAACAUAAGAAAGAGAAGAAGAAAAGAAAGAAAAGCAAGAAAAGCUCAUCCAGUGAAAGUGAAGAUGAAAAUACUGAAGCACAGCCAUUAUCUACUGUCCGUCCUGAAGAAAUUCCUCCUAUACCUGAAAACCGGUUCCUGAUGAGGAAAAGUCCUCCUAAAGUAGAUGAGAAAGAAAAAGAGAGAAAAAGCAGAGAGAAGGAAAGAGAGAGUAAUCUGUCAAACUCACAGUCAACAUACCAGAGAAGACUGUUAGUCACCAGAUCUGGAAGGAAGAUAAAAGGAAGAGGACCAAGGCGUUACCGGACACCUUCCAGAUCCAGGUCAAGAGAUCGAUUCCGGCGCAGUGAAACUCCUCCACAUUGGAGGCAAGAAAUGCAAAGAGCUCAAAGAAUGAGAGUCUCUAGUGGAGAAAGGUGGAUAAAAGGAGACAAGAGUGAAAUAAAUGAAACCAAGAAAGAUAAUCAAAAGAGCCCAGGAAGAGGAAGAGAGAGAAGAAUAUCAGACCACAGGCAAGUUUCUGAAAGUCCAAGCCGAAGAGGGGAAAAAGAGAAGAAAAAAGAUCACAAAUCCAGCAGUAAAGACAGGGAGACAAGAAGAAAUUCAGAAAAAGAUGACAAGCAUAACAAAAGCAAAUCCAAGAAGAGAGCUAAAUCUAGAAGCCAUAGUAAAAGCAGAGAGAAAUCAAAAAGUAAAGAAAGAGACUCCAGACACAGCAGACAUGAUGAAAAGAGACUAAGAUCAAGAAGCAAAGAGAGAGACCAUGAGAAAGGUAGAGAAAAAGAAAAGCACUAUGAUUCUAGAGGGAGAGAGAAAGAAAGAAGUAGGAGCAAGGAGAGAAGUAAAAGAGCAGGCUCAAGAAGUAAUGAACAAGAGCAUAGGAAGAGCAAAGACAGGGAGAAACGCAAGUCAAGAAGCAAAGAGCGUGAGCAUGCUAGAGGGAAGCACAGCUCCAGCAGCAGAACAAGGGAUCGCAGCAAAAGCAGAGACAGGGGUAGGAGAGGGAGAUCCAGAAGCAGGGACAGGGAUCGCAGUCGAAGUAAGGACUAUUCAAGGAAUAGAGAUAGAGAAACAAGGAGGAGAGGAAGAUCAAGAAGCAGAGAAAGGAGAGGUACACCAGAUAAAUACAGAGGAAGAGAGAACAGGAGGAGGAGAGAAUCAAGGAGUUCAGAGAGAGAUGAAAGUCAAAGCAGAAACAGAGAAAGGUAUUCAAAUAGGGAAAGUAGAAGCUCAUAUAAGAGGAAUGAUAGUGAAAGCCAAAGGAAGAGGCGUUCAAAAAGCCGUGAAAGUAGUAGUCCUGAAUCUGGCAGAGAUAAGAAGUCUAGUAGAGAUCAGGAUAGAAGUCCAGACUCAAAAAAGAGACCAAGUAGCAAAGAGAGAGAAUCAAAAAAAUCAUACUCGCGCAGCAGUAAAGAAAAGGAAAAGACCAGAUCCUCAGCAGAACAAGAAGUAAACCAAAAAUCAAAGAGUCAGGAGAGAGAUCAUGCCCCUAGUAAAGAUAAAAAAUCUGAUCAUGAAACAAGUCCUGGAACAGAUGAUGAGAGGCAUGGAUGAGUUUGUGGACUUAAUGUUUCCAUUGUCUCAAAGUUUUAGAGACGUUUUGGGGAACGCCUUUUUUAAAGAUGUGGACUUCAGUUUGGUCUUUUGAUAAUCUAAAACCUGGAUCAUUUGUACUGCUAAAGUUUUAAUAAACUUGAAAUGAAAAAGAAAUUACAUGUGUAAUACAGUGUGCUGUGUUUUAAAUAUUUCAUUGGAUUAUGUAUCCUUCUUGUGUGUUGUCAGCUAGAAAGGUAACUUCCAUGCCACUUUUAUUUUUUACCUGCUCAACAUAGUUCAGUGCAAGCAAUGGCUGCCUGUGAAGAGGCUUGUUCCAUAUGUGAAGAAGAAAGCUGCAGAUAAACUACAUGUCAUCUUAAAGCUAGGAGAAUAUUGCAAGGUGUCCAUUACUCCAGUCUUGCUACAUCUGUUUUUCAGUAGGUAUAAAUCCUAAGGAAAUUUAUUUGUAGAUGUAAAUUAUGUUAGUUUUUAUUGUAGUCACAAAGUGAAUUAAUUUAAGUAAAUCUUUGUUUGUAAUUCUGUCACUGCCAGCAGUAGAAUUCAUUCAUGUAGUAAGGCAGUCAUCUGUGUUUGGGAGUUAUUUCCUUGUCCUAAAAAAAAUUUUGAAGUGCUCAUCAGCAUAACUUUUUUCCCCUGUAACCUCUCCAUUCUGUGCUUUCAUGUCGUCUACUGCAGAAAUGAAUGCUUCAGACUGCCCUGCUUCAGUUGCCUAAUUAGUGGAUGCACAGAGAUGAAACAGAUUACCAGAGUUUGCAGGGGUCAGAUAAGGAACCAGGAAAUCCUUUCAACUUUUGUUUCUUACAAGUCCAAGAGAAAACUCUUGCAGUUCUCCAGUACUGGUUUUUGGAGUAGUUGAAACAGAAUUUCAAGUAAUGUUUUAAAACAUGCUCUUAAUUUUGUUUUUUUUUUAACUGAAAUUUGCUUUCUUCCUUGUUUCCCCUCAUUCUAAAGAAUGUAACUCUGAAUUCCUUCUCAUUCUCUACUAUGUCCCUCAAACCUAUUCCCUCCCUUUUCUGCUUUCCUCUCCUGCCUCUAGGUCCCACCCCAGUUUGUAUUUCACCACCACCCCUUCACGUGGAAGAGAAGGAGUUUGGUUUGUGCUGCUGCAGCAGUGCCCCCAUAUGUGCAAUCCCCAAAGAGCAGCUGCUGUGGUGACUCAGUGCAGUGUCUGAAAGGAUAGAUUUGGUACAAACCCCAGUGCUCCUUUCAGUCCAUGAAACUAUUCACAUCUAAGACUGGCAAAUCUUGAAAGCCGUAAAGGCAAGUGACAAGCAUUAAUCUUAACCUAUGUCAAAGCAAAACAAUACUGUAAUCGUUGAAAUGUUUGCCAAAUCUUUCACUAGAUGGCACAACUUGCUUUUACUGUCUUGGUAAUGAGUUUGUUCAUGUUUUCACUUUGUGAUCAGUGUUUGUUGACAGCAGAUUAGGAGAAAUGUUGAAGCUUGCUUGACAUUGUGGUCCAGACAGUUAUUAUUCUAAAGAAAAAUUGUUGUGUCUUGAAAGCAAAAGAAAACCUAGAAUUGUGAGCAACAUAAGCAGUGUUUUUAAAGGAAGAAAAUGGAAGUGUGUAGAGUGAUUUUUUAUCAGAAUGGGUUAGUGGAACUGAUUUGGCUGUCAAGUGCUUUUUUACUUUUUUACUGUGUUUUAGAAACAUCUAUGGAUUUUGCAUUUCAGUGGUCAUUUUAUGCAGGUUUAAAAAUGUUCCUGGUCCACGUGUGGGUGGAUGACACAGCAGUUACUUAAGAGAACUCAGAGGAGUGAACCAAAGACCUUUAUAGUGGAUCUCUUCUGUCUGAACUUUGUAGGACUUUGGAGAAGUUGUAGUCCUAUUUUGGGGGACUGUAGUAAGAGUAAAGAUAGGAAGUUAGGCUUCAGAAAAUUUUGUGUGACAGCUUAACCAUUUAUACUGUGCUAUGCAUGCCAUGUGCUUCAGAGUCCCAUUUAAAAACUGUUUGCAAUGUUGUUUCAUUCUUUUAAAUAGAGCUGACACAUGAGCAACCUAUUGCUGAAGAAGUUUAUUUGCACUACUGAGAAUAUUCCUGCCAAUAUCACUGAAGUUUGUAUAAGCAUGUAAACAAAACAAUCUGCAACUAUACUGACUGUUGUAGAACGGGGGAAAAAUACAGGCAGUCAGCAAUACAGCAAUCCAUAGAAUAUUUUUUUUAUUGUGUUUAGUUUAAAAUCUCAAAAUGAAUAUUAAAUCCAAUUGUCGUUUGCAGUUGUAGCUACUUAUUUUAAAAUAUGCACUUGCAUACUCUUUUGUAUGGACUUUGUUACAGUUCAGAAAAUUAUUUGUACAAAAAUGACUUUAAUUCUUUAAUUCUUUCAUAGCACAUUAAAGAUUCAUCUGAGUUGGUGGCACAAAGCCCAUUUUAUUUUUUUUAAUGUACUUGGGUUUUGUUCAAAAGCUGGCUACACUAAAUUGCAGGUGGUGGGAUACAGUUGCCUGUGUUGUAUUUGGUAGUAAAUUGGUUUAGUGCUGAGCACUUAGUUUAAGCAGAAGCACCAAUUGCAGUCUUAUACAAGGGAGGGUUUGCCAGAUUUGUGUUUUUCUUUAUCAAACUGGAAAUUGAGAAUAUUGAUUAAGAAUUUGUUGGGACUAAAGCCCAAUCCCAGGGACAGCAAAAUGUCCCCAAGUGCUAGUCAGUUCGUGCUGCCUUGUCAGGAGGCGCUGACUGUUGCUCUUGCAGUCCUGAGUCUGUUUAUUCCCUUAAUGACAGAGCUUUCCUGUUCUCAGCCUCACAGGAGCCACCUUGUGCUGUAGUCACAAUAUAGCUCAGUGCCAUCUUUAACAUCUGUGUCAUGUCAUUCAUUGGCUUUUUGCUCAGAGGACUGGUUUGGAAGAAUUUAAGUAUUCCAGAGGCAGUAAAAACAAUGCUCGUGAUCUUUCGUUGUGAAUGUGGGAAGAAAGUAGUAGAGUGCAGCUUUUUCUGCUGGUACCCCAGAACUGACUUUAUUCCAGGGAAUUCAUGAACCCCAAUCCACAAUGUAAAGUGAGGGCAGGGAUUACUGGACUAACUUUCUAAGUGUAUGUUGAAGUGUCCAUACAGGCUUGAAAUAACUUCCAAAGGUUAGACAUGCUUUCUCUGUUGUAUCUACAAUAGAUGCUGAGAUUUUACUAAUACCAUGCAACAUAUAGAUACCUGGAAUUUAUAACUGACAGUGGCUUUCCAAACUUUGUUAGAAAGAGACUGUUACUUUAUGCUGGAUUCUCUGGGUACUGCCAUCAACUCAGAAGCAGAAAUUCUUGCUGAGGGUGGAUAGAUAGAAUGUGCAGUUAUGUAGACACUAUUACCUGUAAAAAAUGUGUUGCUGUCUGCUAAUUCUUUAACACAGCCAUAGUGUUUCAGUUGUUGUUUGUUUCAGUUGGUUGUUUUUAAGAAAGAAAAAAGGCAAUGGUUACAUUUUAAUGCUUUGUUCUAUUUGGUUGUUAGAAUUUUAGCCUGAAACUUUGCACUUUGUACUUGAAAUUCCAGACUACAGGCUUUUCUUGCAGUGUUCUUUGUCAGAUGCGUUGAAGAAUUUGCAGUGAUCCCCAAUAAUGUCUGAUUUGUAAUAGUGUCAGCCUGGCAAAUGGAUUUUAGGUUAAUGUAAACAAAAGAAGCAGUCCUUUAGCUGCCUUUUCUGGAACUGUUGAUUUAUUGAAGCAAAUAAAGUAUUUUUGGAAACACCUAUGGGGGCAUGGUAGACUCAUUGUUUUUCUGAUAAGCAAAAAUGUAUAUUCCUGCUUUUAGGACUUUCCUUGUAAUAGAAAACCUAAACAUAUACAUACUAUACUUUUAUAAAAGCAGCAGUCAUUAAAGUGUUCUUUUUGGGAGGUUGUUAAUUUUGUUUUGGUGUUUUGAAGGGGUUUUUUUUGCAUGGGGGGGACAUGGUUGGCCACACUUCCAGAGUCGAUGUAAUGAAAAUGUAAAGAACUAUUAUGUACCUUCCCUUUGCUGAAAAUAGUAAUUUUCAUAAUGCAGUAUUUAACUAAAUUAUUAAAGAAAAUGCAUAUCAAAAAAUCUGUGAACUGCAUUUUGCAAAAUUUGAAUUUACUACAGUUCUGCAGUUGCCUAGCAGAAAACUUUAGCUUUCCAUUUUGGUGCUUAUGUACUUUUAGUUUAGAGUCAUACUUAUCAUCCUUGAACAAUUCAUGUCAUUAGCAACACUGUUUUAACAAAACUUUGUUGUGUAAAGGCCAAAAGUAAUGUUCACCUGUUUGUUUGUUUUUAAGUAUCAUAUGAAAUUGUUUUCUAGUUUUAGUAGGAAAUCUCACAAAAGGAUUAGCAGUAAUAAAAUAUAAAAAAGGUGAUGAGUGUAGAUA
Messenger RNA from Camarhynchus parvulus, 6850 nucleotides. It is a transcript of the gene PPIG, whose product is annotated as peptidylprolyl isomerase G. Gene Ontology annotation, molecular function: peptidyl-prolyl cis-trans isomerase activity. The transcript is spliced from 13 exons. The record is from RefSeq and is a predicted model, not a curated record. Gene Ontology annotation, biological process: protein peptidyl-prolyl isomerization; protein folding. Gene Ontology annotation, cellular component: nucleus. NCBI's taxonomy places the organism in Eukaryota, Metazoa, Chordata, Aves, Passeriformes, Thraupidae. Bases 280 to 2541 code for a protein of 753 amino acids.